This is a messenger RNA of Hypanus sabinus (Atlantic stingray), 4504 nucleotides long. RefSeq names its product guanine deaminase (gene gda). Gene Ontology annotation, cellular component: cytosol. The record is from RefSeq and is a predicted model, not a curated record. Gene Ontology annotation, biological process: guanine catabolic process. Lineage: Eukaryota; Metazoa; Chordata; Chondrichthyes; Myliobatiformes; Dasyatidae. The transcript has 14 exons. Gene Ontology annotation, molecular function: guanine deaminase activity; zinc ion binding. Bases 174 to 1718 code for a protein of 514 amino acids.
CCCGGUCUUCAAUCUCCCUCGCCCGCUGUUCUUUCUUCGCUGUCACUGUUAAUAGUUGUGACAGGAGCCAACACAGCAAGGCGCUGACGUACUGCUGAGCUUCUGUGGUAUUUACUGCCUUUGUCAAUAGAAGGUAGAGCAAAGAUGAUAUCGCGCUCGAGCUACGUUCAUAAAUGCACCCACAUCAGGGCAAAGUCUUCCUGGUUUCGGAGCUGGUGGGAGUGGCUCAUCAUUUGCUCCUCUUAAAACUGUGGGAUCAAUUCGCUGCCCAGUACUGGCUCUUUUGUCAGUACCUCACCCCUGCAAUUAAAGCUAUGGCCACCGAAACUCCUGAGGAUCGUGGCGACUGCCUCCGGGUUUUCCGGGGGACCUUCAUCCAUUCCACAGAUACAUCUCCAGUGGAGAGUUUGGACGCUUAUAUUGUGGGAGUCAACGAAUUGGGAAAGAUCAUAUUCAUCGAUACUGCAGAUAAAGAAGAAGAAUUGUCAGCAAAGUGGCAUUUCAAGAGGGAUACGGUCCGAGUGCUUCAUCCAAGGCAGGAAUUCUUUAUUCCAGGACUGGUUGACACCCACAUCCAUGCCCCCCAAUAUCCCAAUAUGGGAUGUUGCUUGGAUCUGCCGCUUCUUCAAUGGCUAGUCAAGUAUACCUUCCCUACUGAAACCAAAUUCAAAGACCUGAAGUUUGCAGAAGAUGUUUAUACCAAAGUAGUGAAAAGAACGCUGAGAAAUGGCACAACUACUGCAUGUUACUUUGCAACCAUCCAUACUGAUUCAUCUUUAAAGCUUUGUGACAUCAUUGAUAAAUUUGGCCAGCGAGCUUUUGUGGGCAAAGUAUGCAUGGACGUUAACAACAUCUAUACGGAGUAUAAGGAAGCAACAGAGGAAUCAGUAAAGGAAACUGAAAGAUUUGUUGCUGAGUUGGCCAAAUUGAAGUAUCCUCUGGUGAGACCUAUUGUGACCCCUCGAUUUGCGCUCUCUUGCUCUUCUGAGUUAUUGAAACAAAUGGGGACAUUUGCAAAAGCCAAUAACUUGAACAUUCAGAGUCAUAUCAGUGAGACUCGGCCUGAAAUUAAUGCUAUGAGGAAAAUAUUUCUAAACUGCAAGAAUUAUUCUGAAGUUUAUGAUGCCCAUGGCCUUCUGAACAAUAAGACUAUCAUGGCUCAUGGAGUCUACCUCUCUGAUGAGGAGCUUGAACUCUUCCAGAAGAAAGGAGCUGGCAUUGCACACUGUCCCAAUUCUAAUAUAUCCCUGUGCAGCGGCUUAAUGGAUGUCCGAAGGGCUCUGAAUCACAAAGUAAAUGUGGGGCUAGGAACAGAUGUUUCAGGUGGUUACUCCCCUUCAAUACUUGAUGCUGUACGGAAAGCCAUUGAGACGUCCAAAAUUCUGAGUAUAAACUCUCCAGAUUAUGAGAAGCUUUCGUAUGGGGAAGCAUUCAGACUUGCAACCCUUGGCGGCAGUAAAGCUUUGGGCCUCGAUAAGCUGACAGGAAACUUUGAGGUGGGAAAGGAUUUUGAUGCAGUUCUGAUCAACACCAGCAUCCCAAGUUCUCCGUUUGAAGUAUCUCCUGAGGACACCCUGAUGGAUAUUUUUCAGAAGUUUCUAUUCUUAGGAGAUGACCGGAACAUGUCGGAAGUCUACGUGGCUGGCAAGCAAGUGUUCCCUUUUCCCAGAGCCCAGUUAAGAGUUUCAGAACACAUAGCGCACAUUGACAGGGAUUGAUAGAUAAUCUGUCCAAUCACAGGGUGCCUCUAAUAGAAAAUACAUCUUUGUCUUGCUUGCUAACUGAGCUGAAGUUUUAAAAAAAAAUAAGUUUAAGGCUUUAAAUGGCAAUUUCUUUCAGCUAGACUAAUUCACAUUUGCACCUUGAGUUUGGUGCUCUGCAGAACUUCAGCUGUAACAUUUGUCCUUGGCUUUUUUCAAUUAUUUUGCUCCUUCCAUUGGCUUUCCCAUUGAUGUGAACCUCACUGACGGGGGUUCACAUCAUCCCUUGGAAAUUGGGAGCAGGUCUGGCAUUCCCUAAUUCAUGACUAUGAGCUCGGUCUUCCCAAAUUCCAGGAUUGUGAUCUUGGUAUUUUCUAAUUCCAGGAUGCUGAGCUCAAUCACACUUCCCGAGGACUGCCUUGGGAAAGGAAAGCUGACUUGGGACUGAAAGAUGUAACACAAGCAUUUGCAGAGGCAGGGAGUGUGAUAGAGCACAGAGAGAGAAACUAAUUUCUUUUUGGUUUUAAAUAAUUAAGAACGUGAGAAAUAGGAGUAGAUGGAAACAAUAAAGCCCCUGAAAUCUGCUCCCAUGUUCAGUUGGAUUGUAGAGUCAUGCAGAAAUAGAGCACUCAAGAUCUGAACAGCAGAACUAAUUGUUUUAUAUUGACACAUGUAUUGGGAUAGUGAAAGAUUUUGCAUGCCAACCUUCAGAUCAUUCCACAUAUCGAAAAUGUGCCAAAGGGAAAACAAUCAGAAUGCAGAAGAUAGGAUUGUGCUUACAGAGAAAGUGCAAGGGUAGGCAAAGGGACUUAAGACGAGAGGGGAGAGAUUUAUUAAUGAACUGAGGGGAAAUACUUUGUCCAUGCCUCCCAGAAUGUCCAUUUGCCCACAUUUGGCCCAUAUCCCUCUAAACCAGGGGUUCCCAACCAGGGGUUCACAGACGCCUCGAUUAAUCAUUAGCGUCUAUAUUAUAAAAAAAGUUUCGAAACCCCUGCUCUCAAUCACUCCUGUCAAUGUAACACUUUCAAUAUUGUUCAUGUACUUCCUCAACCACUUCCUCUGGCAGUUCACUCUACACAAAUGAAAAAGUUGCCCCUCAAAUUCCUAUUAAAUCUUUCCCCUCUCAUCUUAAACCUGUGCCAUUUAGUUCUUGAUUUGCCAUGACUAGUUAGAUAGGCUGAUCAUCUUUAGCAUAUAAGUGGGACUAACAGUAAGAUGGGAACUGUCCUUGAGCCUGGUCGUACAUGUUCUCAAGCAUUUGUAUCUUCUGCCCAAUGGGGGGGAGGGGGGAUGGUGGAUGAGAGAAUGAGAUACUAUGGGUAUAGGAGGGGUCCUGCUUUUCCAAGACAGUAAGAAGUAUAGACAGAGCCAGUAGAGGGGAGACUGGUUUGUUUGAUGGACUGGGCUGCGUUCACAAUUGCCAGCUACAUCCUUUGGUUUCUAAUUCUUCUGCUAAUCCCCCAAUUAACUUUCUAUGCUGCAAAAUGUACAACUCCAUUUCUCCAGGCUCCCUGGGUAACCAAAGUCUUUCUUUCCUGGGACCAUCUCACUAAAUCUGCUCUGUAUCCUGGUCAAAACUUUAAUUUUCCUCUUAAGGUGAAGUGCUUGGAAUCAGAAAGUCAAAUCAUGUGCAAUUAUGUAUAAAGGUUUAAAUGUAUUCUGCAAUUCGACAGUUGGUGCCUCAGUUAAUGAAAAUUCAUUUAACUGUUGAAGAUUUCCUCAUAGGUUUCAAGAAGUGGGUGUACUGGGGGGUGGGGGAGGAAGUGGUCUAACAGCAAUAGCAACAAUGGCCUCCAUGGACAACUCUCUUAACCUAUCUGAAAGCAAUGAUAUUGAACCGCAAAAGUUAUAACAUGGCGGAAGACUCGGUCAGAGAGACAAGUUUAGAGAGUAAGUAUCAGAACUUUGAGUCUUGAUAGCUGAAGGCAUGGACAACAAAGGUGGAGUGAAUUAGUUUGGAAAUGCUGUGGCUAGAACAAAUAAACCGUUAAUUAUCUAAUAAAAUAAAUUAUUUUAUACUGCUGAAGUAAAUGACAGAAGUAUAGCAGGGUAAGGUCAGGAACUGGGGUCUAGCUUCAGCCUUCAAGUAAUUGGCAUGAACUGCAACGCAAGCAACAGAAUUUUUGAAUGACUUGAAUUUUCCAGAAUUGAAGUUAAGGUGACUGAAUUAUACAGUGUUUGACUAAUGGCAAUAAAUCUAUGGAUGCACUGAGGCAGGAGCGGAAGCAGGUAACUCAGGUGUGACGUGUUAAUGCAAAUGUGGAUCAAGCAUUCAGCUCAGUUGGCAGCAACAAGUUUAAACAAUGUGAUUUGGUUCCAAGCUAUGCAAACCAAAAGCAAAUUUUUUUAAUGAAUUUGAAACCCUGUAAACAAAUUUACCCUUCAAUUACAUAAAAACAGAGUAGUACUUACAUUGCCUUGCUCUUUUCACGUUAACGUAUUGAGGUCUCGCUCCAUACUAAGCCACAUGCCAGGUUGUGACACUGCAAUGAAGAAUUUAGGCUCCUGGGUAACUGUCUAAUGGUAAGAAAGGAAACAUGAGAAGAACUUGGAUUCAAGCACAAACAUGGAAUAUAAAGGGAAAAGGUUUAUGCUUUUAAAGCUAUGUCUUUAUUUCCAUUGCAAACUCAUGUUAUCAAUCAAGACAAAACUGGUUUAUACACCACGUUGCACCUAUUAAAAACUUUGCAAAGUGGCAUAUCUGUAUUGUCUAAAAAAGCGUGCUAUUUUAAGCUGAUCUUUAAAAUGCUCUGCUUUUAUGUCAAAUAAAAACUGUUGUUACAGAAAUGUAAGAGCUUGAAAUA